UGACUCGGCACUGAGAGUCCCGGAGAAGACGCUGCGGUCGGCACCUCCUGUGUUCAGGCCUUGGCCUUUCCGAACCUCUCCCCUUCCUCUCCCGAGUGUUCUCCUUCAGUUUUGAAGCCGGUGGCGUCGCGGCCGCCCUGCCGGGCUGAGAAUGGUGGGAGUGAAGCCGGUCGGGAGCGACCCAGAUUUCCAGCCGGAGCUGAGCGGCGCGGGCUCCAGACUCGCCGUGGUCAAGUUCACCAUGCGAGGGUGUGGACCGUGUUUAAGGAUUGCCCCAGCAUUCAGUUCUAUGAGUAAUAAGUAUCCACAGGCAGUUUUCUUGGAAGUUGAUGUACAUCAGUGUCAGGGGACAGCUGCCACCAACAAUAUAUCAGCAACACCUACAUUUCUGUUUUUUCGAAACAAAGUGAGAAUUGAUCAAUAUCAAGGAGCAGAUGCUGUUGGAUUAGAAGAAAAAAUCAAGCAGCACUUAGAAAAUGACCCUGGAAGCAAUGAGGACACAGAUAUUCCAAAAGGCUAUAUGGAUUUAAUGCCUUUUAUUAACAAAGCUGGUUGUGAAUGUCUUAAUGAAAGUGAUGAGCAUGGAUUUGACAACUGUUUGAGAAAAGAUACGACCUUCUUGGAAUCUGAUUGUGAUGAACAGCUGCUUAUUACUGUGGCAUUUAAUCAACCUGUUAAGCUUUAUUCAAUGAAAUUUCAAGGGCCAGAUAAUGGUCAGGGUCCUAAAUAUGUAAAAAUUUUUAUCAAUCUGCCCCGAUCUAUGGAUUUUGAAGAAGCAGAAAGAAGUGAACCAACUCAAGCUCUGGAACUAACAGAGGAUGAUAUUAAAGAAGAUGGAAUUGUCCCACUUCGUUAUGUUAAGUUUCAGAAUGUUAACAGUGUAACUAUAUUUGUUCAGUCCAAUCAAGGUGAAGAAGAAACAACAAGAAUUUCGUAUUUUACUUUUAUUGGUACUCCAGUCCAGGCAACAAAUAUGAAUGACUUCAAACGAAGAAUACAUAUUGGCAAGUUGAGAGUUAUCAACCUGUGAAACAGUAGUUGGCAAAAAAGGAGAAAGCCACUAAGGUACAAAAGACACUGGAAGACCAUAUUGCAAUCAGAUCUACAGCUCCUGGAUAAUUGCUUGAUUCUCAUCAGAGACUGUCAAUAUUCCAUUCAUUGCCAUUACCAAUAAAUCAUUGCUUUUGUUCGGAUGGUAUCACUAGUGUUUUUGUUGUAAUCUUGAUACAUGCAAUUGUAAAUAAAAGUCACUACUUUUGCCAAGCUUAA
Messenger RNA from Zalophus californianus (California sea lion), 1269 nucleotides. It is a transcript of the gene TXNL1, whose product is annotated as thioredoxin like 1. The record is from RefSeq and is a predicted model, not a curated record. The coding region runs from base 152 to 1030 and encodes 292 amino acids. The transcript is spliced from 9 exons. NCBI's taxonomy places the organism in Eukaryota, Metazoa, Chordata, Mammalia, Carnivora, Otariidae.